AUGGGAUCUCGGCCGUUGAUCGAUGCGGUAACCAAAUGGCUUGAAAACAUUCCAGCCUGUGACGAUUCUGCCGACUCUUGUCACGCUAGAGAUGGCUCGCUCAGUAUCCUAGCUUUCAAGUCGCAAAAGCGCAAGCACUCUCAUCUUCAAAUCCCCUCACCGCCCGUCUCCGAGAUCCAACCGCACCAUCACCACAACUCAAUAAUGCCGUCCCAACCCGGAACGCCUAAGAAGCGCAAGAUUGCGACGGCGCCUGACGACCAGGUAGACGAUGAUACGCCACGACCACUGCGGCUUGCCGACAAGAGCGAAACGCCAUCUCUCUCGUCGCUCUCGUCGCAAUCUCUCAUGGGAGGAAGCCAGCAUUCGGGCCGCUCGUCGCCAUCCAAGCUGGCGUCACAUCUCCGUGUUGGAUAUCACAAGUGUGAGGCGACCAAGUCGGUGGCAAGUUGUUCCCCUACUGCACAUUUACCAUCUAUCGAAAGGCUCAAGUCAACGUCACGAUCAUUGGCCUUACUUCGCGGGUCGGCCUACAUGGACUCGGAUGAUAUAGCCAUGGCGUCCCCCGAAACCAUCGACGCCAGAUUCCCAGAAAAGCACCUCAAUGAUAUCAUGGAAAUUGUCGACAUAGCCAAGGAAUGCCAGGGCGCCGAUAUAGACGAGACAUGCUGGAAUAACCAUGUGCACUCUCCUCUCCUCCAUGCUGCUCUCAACCGACGGCCAGUACCGGGCCAACCCAUCAGCUUUACGGCAUACAUGAACGCCAGCAUGACCGCCAAUUAUCGCGUAUCCCACAUCUACUCGUCCAAAGUCGACUAUGCCAUUUUCAUCAAUCCCAUCCUUGACACACCCGAGCCGACCAACACCCAGAGAGCUGUUCAACAUCUCCAGCGACACAGCCCAGAAUCAUCUGUCAACCACACUGGCUUCAGCUUGCUGCGAGACCGCCCCAUUGCCAUUAGCAUCGAAACGAAGCGGUACGGCGGCCAGGAGCGCAAGGCUGAAUUCCAGCUUGGCAGCUGGCUGGCAGCGCAGUGGAAGUUGCUGGCAGAGCAGGCGGCUCCAGAAGGACUACGUGAGCUGCCAUUUAUUCCGGGUAUCAUCGUGAAUGGCCAUGAGUGGAAGAUGGUGGCGGCGACGUAUGCUGACGGCAAGACGAAACUCUGGACUAAUCAAGAAUUCGGGACCACACGCAGUGUCUUGCGGACGUUUCAGAUCGUGGCCGCACUACGAAGACUGAGGAAAUGGUCACUUGAGGAAUACUGGCCUUGGUACAAGCGAUAUGUUCUCAAGAUUGGAUCGGACGAAGGGAUUGAGACGAUUAUGGCGGAGACUAGUUCUUAA
Fusarium vanettenii 77-13-4 is the source of this 1344-nucleotide messenger RNA. RefSeq lists its product as uncharacterized. The record is from RefSeq and is a predicted model, not a curated record. The coding region runs from base 1 to 1344 and encodes 447 amino acids. Lineage: Eukaryota; Fungi; Ascomycota; Sordariomycetes; Hypocreales; Nectriaceae. The transcript has 5 exons.